AUGGGAAAGGAACUGAUGAACAGUAGCAACUUCUGCCAACAACUCGGCGCAACGUUGGUACGCAAUUUCAAGCUCAAGAUCCGAGAUUCACGCAAAACGAUAGCGGAAGUGUUUCUACCGCUCUACACGCUCGGCACACUAAUAGUGUUAAAGAUCCUCAUACCGAAUCCCAACUUUCCCGCCAUCACGGAACCACGCGGUGCAGCGACACUGUUCGAACAUUUCCAGCAUCAUAAAGCCCACACCAUUGCCGUGCUGCCGCAGCCAAACUCCUCCACGACGGUUCCGUUCCUGAGCGAGGUCAACGAACUAUGGAUGUCGAAUCGACGCCACCAGCCCGGAAUACAUCCCAUCAAGUGGAUGGUGUACGAAACGCCGGAAGAAUUGCUAGCUGCUUACUGGCGAGAUCCUAGCAAGAUGCCCCUGGCACUGAUAUUCCACUCGGAUGAUCCACUGUUCGGGCCGCUGCGGUACGAAAUACGCACCAAUCCUUCAUUCUUCGUGACACCAUCGACGACAGAGCUGUAUUCGUCGCUGGUCACGUGUAGACAAUCGGACAGCUACUGGUCGGCGGUGAUCCCGAUCGAAACGGGCGAUUCGUGUCCGGUGAAUCAGUACUACUAUUCGGGGUUUAUUGCGCUCCAGACCCUGCUCGACUACACCAAGAUCCGGAUCGUGACGCAGAACGAAGAGCUGCAGAUACCUCAUAUUACGCUAGAGAUGUUUCCCAAGGAAGCCUACACUGGCAACUGGAUGGUCGCGUUUAGGCUGGUCAUUCCGAUCUACAUGGUGAUGGCAUUAUCGCAAUUCAUUACAUAUCUGCUAAUACUGAUCGUCGGCGAAAAGGAGAACCACAUCAAGGAGGGCUUGAAGAUAAUGGGGUUACGGGACUCCGUUUUCUGGUGUGGUUGGUUCGUCAUUUACGCCGUGUUUGUAACAUUUCUGAGCUUUGUGUCCGUCAUUCUCGUGUUUUCGUUGGGAGUCUUUCAACAUACGAACUACCUGCCUGUAUUCAUACUCAUUCUGCUGUACAGUUUUUCGGUUAUUUUGAUUGGCUUCAUGAUUACACCGUUUUUCGACAACUCACGGACUGCUGGCAUACUGGGAAACUUUGCGGUCAACAUUAUGUCACUAUUGUACUUUCUGCAAGUGUUUAUCGACGAUACGCACACCUCGGCAGCACUGUGGACUGUGUCACUCAUUUCUCCCACAGGGUUUGCGCUGGCCAUGGAUAAAAUCCUCGUGUUGGACAUAUCCGGCCAGGGCGUCACGCUGAACAACCUCUGGACCGGGCCAGGUAUUCCGAUCGGAGGAUCCAUCCUGAUGCUCGUCGUGGAUAUAGUGCUUUACGCGGCUCUGGCAUUCUAUUUUGACUGUGUGAUCCCAUCGGACCAUGGUACGAAACAGAAGCCUUGCUUCUGUCUGAACCGAAACUACUGGUGUAAGAAAAAAGUGCCAAAAGUACCAUUGCUGAACGGUGAAUCGGCCAACUCGUUCAACAACGCGCUCGAGGAUCAGGCACGCGAUGUGGAACCAGUGUCGCGUGAGAUGCGCGGUAAGGAAGCGAUCCGUAUAGUGGAUCUGUACAAGACUUUCCACUCGUGUCGCAAACCAGCAGUGAACGCGGUCAAUGGAAUUAAUCUGACCAUCUACGAAGGACAGAUAACGGCGAUUCUCGGUCACAACGGAGCGGGAAAGAGCACACUGUUCAACAUUCUCACCGGUCUGACAUCGCCUACAUCGGGCACAAUAUACAUCUUCGGGUAUGAUGUGCGUGAUCCGAAUGAUAUGACCAUGAUCCGACGAAUGACCGGGGUCUGUCCACAGCAUGAUAUACUAUUUGAAACGCUUACGCCCAAGGAACAUCUUUACUUCUUCGCCGCCGUUCGUGGCAUUCCGCCGGCAUUAGUCGACAGCGAGGUGAAGAAAACGUUGCGCGAUAUUGACCUGUUCGAUACGGCGGAGACGCGAGUGAAGCAUUUGAGCGGUGGUCAGAAGCGGAAGCUUUCCGUCGGCAUUGCCAUCAUUGGUGAUCCCAAGAUUAUCAUCUUGGACGAACCGACGGCCGGUGUGGAUCCGUACUCGCGGCGACACAUGUGGUCCAUUCUGCAAAACCGCAAGCACGGCAAGGUUAUCCUGUUGACAACGCACUUCAUGGACGAAGCAGACAUUCUAGCGGAGCGAAAGGCCGUUGUUUCUCGGGGAAGAUUAAGGUGCUGUGGCUCAUCGCUAUUCUUGAAGAACAAGUUCGGCAUUGGCUACCAUCUAACGUUGGUGCUGGAUACUAAUGCGUGUGAAACGUCCAUCACGAAGCUGGUGAACGAACAUGUACCCCAAGCCGAGAAAGCCCGUCGACACGGGCGAGAACUGAGCUACAUCCUGCCUCACGAUGCGGUGAACUCGUUCGUGUCUCUGUUUGACGAUAUCGAAAAAGAGAUCAAAACCAAACGGAUGAUGCUAGGUAUCUGCUCGUACGGUGUUUCCAUGACUACGCUGGAAGAGGUGUUUCUGCAUCUGGAAACGCAGCGUGAAGGUGAACAGAAGGCUGGCGAUGCGGGUGAAGGCGAAGACGGAGAAGGAGAUGGUGAGGAUGACGAGGAAGAUGGACAGGCGGCGGGUUACCCGGUAUCGGAAAAUCUGAGCCGCAAAGUCAUGAAAACUCGAGGCCUCCCCAGAAGCUUAUCGUUGCAGGAGCGUAGCAACAGUUAUCAGUCGUUGAAGAACGACACCAAAACUUUGCUCGAUGAGCAAAACGCCGAAAACAAGGCAUCCCUGCAGGAUAAUCGAAUGCAGUUUGAAGCAAUCAUACCUAUCAACGGGCUCGGAUCGGACGGUGUCAGUCAGGGGACUGCCGGGUCCGGAAUUCAUCCAGUGUCCAUGGGCGGAGGUGUUGCUGGCGGUGGGGGUCAACAUUCGACCGUGAAUUCACCACAAUCGCAACGAAUGCAUCGCAAAAAGCACCACCGUUCUUCGCGCAACGGAGUGAGUAAAAGCACCAAGAGUAUCUACGAGGAUCAGACUCAAACGCAUGGCUCAUCAUCUGCGGUGAAGUUGAAUAGCCAAAAUCGAACCAACUGGAUGGAUUUGGAUGAUAUUCCACUAUACCCGUCGCGAUGGAGUACGAUCGGAGCCUUGUUGAAACUGCGAAUGACGAUUCUGUUACGUGAUAUACAACGACUCUAUCUGUUGAUCAUACUCCCGCUGGCAUUCACGGCACUGGGACUGUAUCUAAACUCGAUACAGGUGCUGUCUCCGAUCAUGCGCUCCAUUCUGCUCGAUAACACCACCUACGGGAGCAACAUUACGAAGAUCGCCGUGCACGACAAUACCAAUCCAUCGGCGUGGCCCCAUGCUGCCUUCGUUUAUCACCAUCACCAUCAGCAAAGGCAACAGAAGCGUGAGUCGCAGAAGCAUUACGAACCGAUCCCACAAUUUCUGCAUCAAAAGCACCACCAGCAGCAACAACAAUCGAAAGAAGCGGCACAUUUAUACCGUCGCUUCCUGGCAGAGCUACACCGCUCAGCGAAUGUGACGGAAGAGUACAAUGGUAACUUUUCCUUGCUUCUGGACAUCGCUCCUCACAUGGCUGCGUUCAAUGUUAAUGUAAUAUCCUGGUCAAAUGUGUCCAUUACCACGCUGUACAACGACACCACACAGCAUAGUCUACCGAUUAUUCUAAACUUGAUCAGCAACACACUUCUGCGUGUAUAUGCGGAACUAUCUCCUGCAUCUAUAAACUCGCAACAUCUUCUCUAUCAGCGUGCCGGUAGUGGCCGGAAAGGCGCGAUACCAACAUCUAAUGCGCAGUCGACGUUCGAUUAUCAAGAUGAUGGGGCAGAGGCUGAAAAUCUCGACGACAUGGCAUUUCAACCUUUACCUUCGAGCACCAGUUCGAGCACGACUUCCUCUUCCGGGGCUAUGCCAGACCGUGCCUCGAGCGAUUCACUGCUACGUAUCGAACUAUGGUCACAUCCUUUCCAGCAAACGGCUCAACCUCAAGAGUUCAAUAUAGGCACGUUUUCGUCCGCACUGUUCGUGGGAAUGAUAUUUGUACUGAUUCCCGUUUCAUUGGCCGUUGAUAUGGUGUAUGAUCGUGAAAUGAAAGCUAAGAACCAACUGCGUGUUAAUGGACUAUCGUCAUCCCUGUACCUAUCGGCGUACUUUAUCGUGCUAUCUGGCUUGAUGUUCGUUAUUUGUGCUGCAUUGCUUGGUCUAGUGUUUCUGUUCGACAUCCCGUCUUUCCGCCAGCCCCCGGCACUCAUCACUUUGGGAAUGCUAGUGUUUCUCUACUCGCCCGCCGGCAUCCUAUGUUCAACUUGCUUCUCCUACUUCUUUGAUCGUACUGAUUCCGCGCAAUCGAUUCUACCCAACAUACUGACGUUCGUAGGAUUGAUCCCAUUCAUACUGGUCGUGUUUUUGGACAUGCUGGGGAUUGAGGUAAAGGCAGCGAUUGCACUGCACUACGUGUUCUCCUUGAUCAAUCCAAUGUAUAUUCCGUACGCGACGGUGUACUUCGUCGAUCGGGUGUACAUCGCUUGCCGAUUGAGCUCGGCCUGUGCAGAACUGUCGAUGGCUCAUUACAUGACCGAAGAGGUGAUCGUGAUGGCAUGCGGGUGCCUUUUGCACAUCCCGAUCUGGGCGUUCUGCUUACGUGUGUCGGACGUGAUGAAAAGUGGUGGUCGCAUGCGGGAUCUCUUUCAUCGAUCAGCGAGCGAAGAAGAUGUUAUGACCGAAGAGCAAUGUACCGGGGAAUACGAAGAUGAAGAUGUGCGUAACGAACGUAGCCGCGUGUUCCGCCUCACAUCCAAUACGCAACAAACGCAACAGGACGAUAUCACAGGUUCACAUGCACAGCCGGUGGUAUUGGUCAAGAGUCUUCGCAAGGAGUUCUCUCAGGAGUCAUUGUGCGGAAAUUGCUGUUGUUGUGCGGAUGAUGAACCUCCGAGAAAGAAGAUUUCCGUACGAAGUCUAUCAAUUGCGGUGGACGCGGGAGAAGUACUAGGCUUGCUCGGGCACAACGGUGCUGGCAAAACGACCACCAUGAAGAUCAUGACAGGCGAGACGGCUCCAACACGUGGCACGGUUCGGGUGGCCGGUCAUAGUAUCACUAUCAAUCAAGACGAUGCCUUUAAAACGUUGGGCUACUGCCCUCAGCAUGAUGCCCUGUGGAAGAACGUGACGGUGCGCGAGCAUCUAGAGCUGUAUGCGCGAAUACGUGGAGUGCGCGGAAAGGAUUUGAACCGAUUGAUAUCUACUUACCUAACGGGGCUACACAUAAACGAACAUGCAAACAAGCAAACCCAACACUGUUCAGGCGGUACCAGGCGCAAGUUGAGCUACGCAAUGGCAAUGGUGGGAGCUCCAAAAGUUGUGCUGCUCGAUGAACCUUCGACCGGAAUGGACCCAAAGUCGAAAAGAUUCCUCUGGGACACUAUUUUGGCCAGUUUUCAUGGUAAACGUUGCGCAAUGUUGACGACACACUCGAUGGAGGAGGCCGACGCUCUCUGUUCUCGCGUUGGAAUAAUGGUCAAGGGAGAGCUAAGAUGUCUCGGGUCAACGCAACACCUGAAGAACCUUUACGGUGCCGGUUACACGCUGGAGAUUAAACUGAAGCACAUAGAAAACAUAUACAGCGAGACGCCAAUCGAAAGCCAACCUAGCAGCAGCCAGGAGCAGCUACAGCUCGACCAAAGCACGGACCACAUUGCACCGGUUAUCAGCAACUGCAUUGACAAUCGUUCGAUGGCGUUGCGCAAUUUCGUAACGGAUCUAUUUCCGAGUGCCACCUUGGAAGAGAGUUUCGCCGAUCGGCUAGUAUACUCUGUACCACAGCAAGCCGUCAGUUCCUUAGCUGAAUGUUUUUCACGGCUCGAGAAAGCCAAAACCGAGCUAGACAUAGAGGAAUACUCAUUCAGCCAAACAACACUAGAACAAGUGUUCUUAAAGUUUGCCCACUACGACGAGGAAACCUCCAGUGUGCAAUAGAUUAUACAGUAAUCGAUCAUAGAUCAUCAACGAGAAGACAGCCUCCGAUCGAAUUGUCCUUGAGAUUAAUUUUGCAAACUCUUAUUCUACAGCAUUUGAUAGAUACUUAUGUGCGUGAUUAUAAUAAAUAUCUUACUAACACACUAUGCGCGUGUAGACAGCGAAAUCAUGUGCGGUUGUGUGAACGUGUAUAGGGAGCGUUGAACGGAAAAGGCUAGAACAUUAGAACAUUAGGACAAUUCCCUCAACGCUAUACUGAACACUCUCCAUGCAACAGGAAGUAUUUGUAGUGAAUUGAAACCAUAUACACCCAGGCCUAGGGCAAAUGAGGUGGGCGCUGUGGAUUCGCAUUGUGAAAAUGUAAGUAAAUUUAACUAAAGUAAAAAAUUUGUGCAAUAAUUUCAUGUGACAGGAAGGACUCCUGCCAGUGCUACAAAAUCAUCGAAAUGAAGAAUAAUAGCUGGUUUUGGCCAUGGUUAUAAGAGAUAAUUAAAACAUGAACACAAUGAGAGCUGAAAGGAAAGUGUAAUGAACGGUGCAGAGAAUGGACAGUAAUGAUUGCAACUGGAAUGUAAAAUCCAUUAAAAUAAGAAUUAAAUAACACAUGAAUACAAAACAGGCUUGACACGGAAGAGUAUAUCGCGACGAAAGAAGCAUAUUGAGGAAAAAAGGUUAGUAAAAUAUUACAAUAAUUUAAAACAAAAAUUAUCUACAUAGUAAACGAAUGCCACUGUUUUUGUGAAGCAGUUGAAGCGUCUUCUCUGUAUGCAAAUUUUUGCUGAGAAAACUUUUAGAUUUAAAUGAUAUUUAACAGUAAAAAACCAAAACCAAAAGCUAGUCAAAACUCUUAAACGACAAAACAAGCAAACACGCAAGCAUGCUGCAGCGGGCAAGUGAAUUAAUAAAUAAGGUAAUUAAGCUAAAUUUAGAUGUAUAAGACAACUAAACGAAAAGGCAAAGAUAGGAUAGGCGUGAGGCAAAAAGAAACUAAAUAAAGAAUCUGAAACAGAUGUCAAACCAUUGCACCAGUAUGAACCAGUAUGAAAGCCGGUAAAGGGAAUGCAAAUGGUGAUUAAGAGAGAAGUGCAUUGGAAUUAUAGUGCAUAUUUAAGCACUAAAAAAACAUAAUCCAUACGACGAUGAUUGCAUUGGAUGCGAAUUUGUAAAAGCGCUUGAUAGCGAAGAUAACAUGCUGUCGAGGAAAAUAGUAUGUACGGUGUAACAAUGGCAAAAGGAAAUACAACAUAAACGCAAAACAGAAAAUCAUUUCAAAGCUAAUAUUUUGAUUUGGAAACUGUGAUUUAAAAUGGGGAAUUAUUGGUUGGCAGUAAAAGAAUCCAAGCAUGGCAAGUAGGUAAAUAAUUAAACAAACAAGAAAAAAACACACACACACACACAUUAUUAAUUCCUUUUCGCCAACGAUGAUAGUGGAAAGAAAGUUUCACAUGACCUACCGCAUUGUGGAAUACGUUAAAGGCAGAUUAGAAAGAAUACCGUUCUUACAAGAAAAAAACGUGAAGGAAAUAAAACCAACUUAAGCUGCAUUUCGCCGAUGCCAAACCAGGAUCGAAGCAUGAAACAUGUCGAGUGAGAGAUGUGUAGUUCGGUUAAGUACUAAGCGUCACCAAGGCUAACGAAAGCUUUUAUUGGAUUGUAAUGAAAGUAAGGUAGGAUUUAGGGAAACGCGAAGCACUUUGAAAUAAAGUUUUGG
Molecule: messenger RNA, 7696 nt
Organism: Anopheles moucheti
Lineage: Eukaryota; Metazoa; Arthropoda; Insecta; Diptera; Culicidae
Product: cholesterol transporter ABCA5-like
Exons: 9
Coding region: 1-5985 (1994 amino acids)
Biological process (GO): lipid transport; transmembrane transport
Cellular component (GO): membrane; intracellular membrane-bounded organelle
Molecular function (GO): ABC-type transporter activity; ATP hydrolysis activity; ATP binding
Source: RefSeq, a predicted model, not a curated record